Molecule: messenger RNA, 1216 nt
Organism: Aspergillus alliaceus
Lineage: Eukaryota; Fungi; Ascomycota; Eurotiomycetes; Eurotiales; Aspergillaceae
Product: serine hydrolase FSH
Exons: 3
Coding region: 108-1055 (315 amino acids)
Cellular component (GO): nucleus; cytoplasm
Source: RefSeq, a predicted model, not a curated record
ACCCUAUGCCGUUUUUGCUUCUAUUGAAUGAGACCGAUAUCAAUAUGCUCGACAACCUCUUCAUUUCCUCCACUAUGCUCUUCUAAGAGGGGCCUGAACCGAUCAAUAUGAAGAUUCUCUGUCUCCAUCCAUGGGGAACGUCCGCAGAAAUCUUCGAGAAGCAGAUUUCCGUCGUUUGUAAUCUACUCGGAGAGACUCACAAUUAUGUUUUCCUCGAUGCUCCUAUUCCAUGUGGUCCUGCAAAAGAACUUCCAGCCAUCGUGAAGGGUCCCUUCUACUGUUGGUAUGAAGGUUUAUCUUCGGCCCAGGUCAAGUCAGCACACGACUUUAUACUGGAUACCAUCGAAGAAGAAGGGCCCUUUGAUGGCGUCAUCGGAUUCAGCCAAGGGGCGUCGCUUGCUCUGUCUAUACUAUAUCAUCACGAGGUCUAUCAGCCUCACCAACCUCCGCCUUUCCGUUUUGCCGUCUUCUUCUGCUCCAUCCUUUCUAUAUCACCUGAUGCCCAGUUCAAUGCAGACAUCAUCAAGAAGUACAGCCGAUACUUCAAGGGACUUGACAGGCUUGGAAGACACGAUAACGACAUCAGUAGUGAGGAGGAAGGAGAGAAUGUCAAGGCUGAGGUCGAAAUUAGUGCAUUGGAUAAGACUAGCAAGAUUAAAUCUGCACCAAAGCGCCGGGCCAAGUUGCUACUACCAGGCCAAAAAAAAGCCGUGGUAAACGAUAUGGUUGGAUUUGUUCGUCAACUGACGGAAAAUGCAGCGGAGCACCAUACCGCUGCCCACAAGCAAUGGGAAAAGAGAGACAGUCACGAAGACUUUCCGCGGGUCUACCACCCUUUAGCGAACAAGCAGCGCAUCUCUAUCCCCACGGUGCACGCUAUCGGCCGGGCUGACCCAUUUCGAAGGCAGAGUGAAUUGCAGGCUAGGCUUUGCAACAAGAAUCUGUCCCGUGUCGUUGAAUUCCACGGUGGGCACCAAGUUCCACGGAACUCGAGCGACCUGCAGGCAGUCACCUUUGCGAUCGAUUGGGCAAUUCGAAUGGCACACCUGCAGUAGUAACAGAAUAUAUUUGUCGAUUGAUAUUCACUUUUUUAAUGUCCACAUACGUGUGAUUUUACAAACAGACUCCUCAUGAAUUUGUCACUUCCGAUUCACAUCCUAUUAUUAUAUGGUAUGACUACUAUUGCCUGACCGCCCCUCCUCCGUUUAUAGGUAAG